Messenger RNA from Arachis ipaensis, 1003 nucleotides. RefSeq names its product bifunctional bis(5'-adenosyl)-triphosphatase/adenylylsulfatase FHIT. Gene Ontology annotation, molecular function: catalytic activity. The record is from RefSeq and is a predicted model, not a curated record. Lineage: Eukaryota; Viridiplantae; Streptophyta; Magnoliopsida; Fabales; Fabaceae.
UUUGCGGUCAUUCCAAACCAUUUGCUUACUUAGUUUUGAAAAAUCCCUCGAUACAUUAAUGUUCUUUCUAAGGUGCAGCAUGAUUAAAUAUUUUAUAUGAAUUAUUUUUUGUUAAAAACAAUGUUCUUACACAAGCUCAAUUAACAAGUUAUUCAACGUUGACUCAAUUAACUACUCUCAAAUCAGUAACCACUCACAUUUUUAAAUACUUUUUCUAAAGACUUCAUAGUUUACAAUAUUCUCUCCAUUCUUCUUCAUAAGAAUUAAGAUCAUGGCUCCUGAAUACUACGAUUUUGGACCAUACAAGAUCCAUCACAGUUCAGUGUUCUAUACAAAUGAUCUGUGUUUCGCCUUUGUCAACCUCCGUCCGGCUGUGCCUGGUCAUGUUCUGAUCUGUCCAAAGCGCGAAGUCAAGCGUGUUGCUGAUCUCACUGCUGAAGAGAUCACUGAUCUGUGGAUGAUAUCACAGAAAGUUGGUAGGCAGCUUGAGAGCUAUCAUAAGGCAUCAUCACUUACAUUUUGUAUCCAAGAUGGGCCACAAGCAGGUCAAUCAGUACCUCAUGUUCAUAUCCAUAUCCUUCCUCGGAUGAGUCGUGAUUAUGAGAACAAUGAUGACAUUUAUGAAGAUAUAAAUAAAAAGGAGAAAGAGUUGAAAGAAAAGCUUGAGGUGGAUAAAGAGAGGAAAGACAGAAGCCUUGAAGAAAUGGCUCUUGAGGCAGAUGAGUACAGAAAAUUCAUCAUUUGAUGCUUUAAAAUUUGCAACAGAAUAAUAUUUGAACAUUACCAAAAUCUUAUAUUUUAAAAGGGAAAAAGAAGAUUUCCUGAUUAAACAUUUUAACCACCAAACUCUCAAUUUUCUAGUCUAUUUGGACAAUUUAUAUACUUUGUGGUAAUCAAAGAAUAACUUGUUUCUUUCCUUGAAACUUGAGUUGCAAACUGGAUUGAACCAAUUAUUCAAGGUGUUUGAUUCAUCUCCUCAAACCCAUUUGCUAGUGUUUCAAAA